AAAAAAAAAAAAAACAUUUUAGGUUAUAUUUUUGAGGUUAUCGAAAUAAAAAUACUGAGUUUCGUAGUAUUUGAUCAUUUUAAACGGCUACAUUAAAAUGUUUGCCACAGUGAGACUAGCUAGAUGUUUGCGUCCUACCCAAAUAAAGCUAAAAUCAUUACGAUUCUAUAGUGCAACUGAAACUGGUAAUGAGCAAAUACCUACAGAUGGGGGUUCUGAUAAAGUUGGAGGAUUCGCUAAAGCUUUUGAAAAGCAGUCUCACAUGUUAGAGCCACAGGAAAAUGAACAGAAUUACACUUUUGCCACAUUGCUACGAAAUUCCAAACUUAUGGAUUUGGGUGACCCUGAAAACAAAAUAGUAAUUGGAAAAAUAUUUCACACAGUUGAAGAUGACUUGUACAUUGACUUUGGCUGGAAGUUCCAUUGUGUCUGCACUCGGCCUAGCAAUCGGGGAGAGGAAUAUGUCAGAGGUGCUAGAGUGAGAUUGCAGGUCAAAAACCUGGAGCUGUCCUCACGGUUCCUUGGCUCCAACACUGACUUAACGCUGCUGGAAGCUGAUUGCAAGUUACUAGGUAUAGUGUCCUCCCCAGUUCGAGCAACUCCUAAUGAAAAGUGAAUGAUAUUGUAAGUACCUGUUAGCAUAUUAAAUAGUUCAAAUAAAAUAUUAUGUAGAUUUA
Pectinophora gossypiella (pink bollworm) is the source of this 677-nucleotide messenger RNA. It is a transcript of the gene mRpS28, whose product is annotated as 28S ribosomal protein S28, mitochondrial. The transcript has 2 exons. Gene Ontology annotation, cellular component: mitochondrial small ribosomal subunit. The record is from RefSeq and is a predicted model, not a curated record. Lineage: Eukaryota; Metazoa; Arthropoda; Insecta; Lepidoptera; Gelechiidae. Bases 98 to 616 code for a protein of 172 amino acids.